Molecule: messenger RNA, 4156 nt
Organism: Sphaerodactylus townsendi
Lineage: Eukaryota; Metazoa; Chordata; Lepidosauria; Squamata; Sphaerodactylidae
Product: solute carrier organic anion transporter family member 1C1-like
Exons: 15
Coding region: 358-2493 (711 amino acids)
Biological process (GO): sodium-independent organic anion transport; bile acid and bile salt transport; transmembrane transport
Cellular component (GO): membrane
Molecular function (GO): protein binding; bile acid transmembrane transporter activity
Source: RefSeq, a predicted model, not a curated record
UUGGGGAAGGAUUUCAAGUGCUGUUUCUCUUGUGUCUUUUGCAUGUUUUGGAAUCUGUCGUGUGGGAGGGAAAUUACCAAACUUGAAGGUGGAGGGGUGAAGACAGAAGAAAAGAUCCUCCUGGCAAAACGGUGACGGACGAUGCCCACCACCCCUUCCUGCUUUCUUGUCUCCUUUUUCUACCUCCAGAUAUAAGUCCUACCUCACUGGAUACAUCUCAGAGUGGAUUUUCCUUCGCGAUUUUCCCAUUCAGAGGCUAGGAGAAGGGUCUCUGUACAUGUUUGGAAGUUCAUGUCACCUGCAGGUGAUUGAAACGGAUGGUUGUUACUGCCAGAUUGACGGAAAGGGAAUAUUAAGAUGGAGAAUUCAUCCAAAGAAAACACUCAGCUCUUCUUGAACAACACAGUCUUGUCCAUGGAUAGGUCUUCUUCAAAGUCAGAAUCUUCAGCAUCGAAGGAGAAAGGAACAUUCUGCGGAGGAAUAAAGAUCUUUCUUGGUGCAUUGUCUUUUGUUUACUUUGCAAAAGCUCUGUCAGGAAGUUACCUAAAAAGUACCAUCACCCAAAUAGAAAGAAGAUUUGACAUUCCUUCUUCUCUGGUUGGCAUAAUAGAUGGGAGCUUUGAAAUUGGGAAUCUUUUGAUAAUAAUACUUGUAAGCUACUUCGGAGCCAAAUUACAUAGGCCAAAGAUCAUUGGAGCCGGUUGCCUCAUCAUGUCGCUUGGAACAUUUGUAAUAGCAAUGCCACAGUUCUUUAUGGGACACUAUAGGUAUGAGAUAUUUUCUUCCUCCUCCAAUUCAACUGUCAGCAUCUCCCCAUGUCUGCAGGAUCAAAAUCAAAUAACAGUCUCGGUCUUGGAAAGAUCUCAGGGCAAAAUGCAUGCAGGGUGUGAAAAGGAAGCUGGAACUUCCAUGUGGAUCUAUGUUUUGCUGGGGAAUCUGCUUCGUGGCAUUGGAGAAACACCAAUUCAGCCACUGGGGAUUGCCUACAUUGAUGAUUAUGCCACAGAAGAGAGCGCAGCCUUUUACAUUGGUUGUGUGCAGACAGUUGCAAUUAUAGGUCCCAUAUUUGGCUUCCUUUUAGGGUCCUUGUGUGCCAAGCUGUAUGUAGACAUCGGUUUUGUAGACAUGGAGAGUAUAACAAUAACUCACAAGGACUCUCAGUGGGUAGGAGCUUGGUGGCUUGGCUAUUUAAUAGCAGGCAUCAUCAGCGUGGUUGCUGCCAUCCCUUUUUGGUUCUUACCAAAGGAUCUUCCGAGACUGGAGCCCCGAAAAGAUUCCAGCACUUCCUCUGAGCAAUCCAAAUUCAUUACGGACGAUAGCAGAGACCACCAUAUAGGCUAUCAAGAGCAAGUCAAGAUUCUUGAAAUGGUCAAAGAUUUUUUGCCGUCCCUUAAGAGCCUCUUUGGAAAUCCAGUUUACUUUUUGUAUCUCUGCUCCAGCGUUAUCCAGUUCAAUUCCUUAAUCGGCAUGGUGACCUACAAGCCAAAAUAUAUUGAGCAGCAGUUUGGGCAGUCAUCUGCAAAGACAAAUUUUGUCAUAGGUCUCAUCAAUAUUCCUGCAGUGGCCCUUGGGAUAUUCUCUGGGGGACUCAUCAUGAAGAAAUUCAGGCUGAAUGUCUUGGGUGCAGCAAAACUGUCCUUGGCCUCCUCCUCCUUAGGCUACCUGCUGCUCCUUUCGCUGUUCGCAAUGGGUUGCAAGAAUGUUGACGUAGCGGGCCUGACCGUCUCCUACCAAGGUCACCAACAGAUCUCUCGAUAUGAACCAAGUCUGUUUUCGGAAUGCAAUUCAGGUUGCAUUUGUUCCAAAAAUGAGUGGGAUCCCAUAUGUGGGGAAAAUGGAAUCACGUAUAUCUCGGCUUGUCUUGCUGGCUGUAAAAUGUCCAACGGAAGUGGGAAAAACAUGGUGUUCUAUAACUGCAGUUGUGUAGAAAUCACGGAGUUUUCAUCCAGACCUUCCUCAGCUGUGGUAGGACCCUGUCAGAAAGGAAAGGAAUGUCCGAAAAUGUUUCUCUACUUCCUGGUCAUAUCAGUUAUCACCUCAUACACACUCUCCAUUGGCGGCACCCCUGGAUAUAUAUUACUUCUAAGAUGCAUUAACCCUCAACUCAAAUCUUUUGCACUGGGCAUCUAUACUUUAGCUAUAAGAGUUCUUGCAGGAAUCCCGGCACCAGUCUACUUUGGAGUAUCCAUUGACACAACUUGUCUCAAGUGGGGAAGCAAACGUUGCGGUGGCCAAGGAGCUUGCCGGCUAUAUGAUUCGAACGCAUUCAGGUACAUUUAUCUGGGUCUGACCAUUGUCUUGGGCACCAUGUCCACAUUCUUGAGUGUUGCUGUCCUGAUUGUUCUAAAGAAAAGGUAUAUUCCACAUAACGAAAGCCUUGUAACCAGUGGACAGAGAGGGACAACUUCUGCGAAGAACCGGAUAGACAACUUUGUCAACAGUGACCACCUGAUUCAGACAACCUACUGGCCAGAGAAAGAGACGCGGCUUUAGAACAAUUCAAGAUACCUUUUGUCCAGUCUGGGAAAUUCUGACCGAAACUCUUUGACAAUGCGAUGUGUCUGAGGCAAGGGGGCAGAUGUCAUUCUUUACUAUAUGUCUCCUUGCAUGUAAUUCUGUACAGUGGCUUUCUAGUACCUGCUGAGACCUGAUGAAAAAGAAAAUUUUUCAUUUCCCUUUAUUUUAAAAAACAGGGUAAAUUUAUAUUUCAAUCGGCAAGUAAACAAAUGGAAUUUCUGGUAUGCAGCAGAACAAUCUCUGUCACUCCUGGAAAGAAACUUCCAUCUGGAAUGGAAAAUACGGCUAGUCUGGAAACCAUUGAGUUGUCAUGGCUGAACCCCUUCACAUUUAUGGUCUUUUGUAAUUGUGAGUAACAAGGUUUAUUCCAGCUUGUACUGGAAUAAAUUUUGCUAGACUUUAAGUUGCCACUGAACUCCAGUUUUAUUUCGCUGCUACCGUGUAAUAUGGCUUGCCUGUCCGGGAUACUUUAUCAAAGUUAAAGGAUCGACCCAUGCUGAUCAGGAGAAUUGGUACUGGUAGACAUCUCUGAGCUUUCUGACAUCUAGCCGAAUUUCACAUCUGAUGGACUAGUUAACUUUCCAAUCAAUGUGUGUUGGCCUCAUGCUAUGAAUGGAUCCAGUAUGAACAUCCUAGUUUGCAGGGAUUAUACAUCCUUAAAUCUUUUAGAGGAAGAGGAAACUAGAUACAGACAUGUGGUUGGGUCAUCUUCUCUUUGCUUCUAAAGUGAUCCUCUCUGAUGCAUCCUUCCCUCAGGAGUUACAGUACUUGGAUCGUGAACUAAUUCCAAGCACUGGGCCAGAACUUCUGUGUGCACUGUUUUGAAACGAAAUGAAAUACAAUUUUGCACCCAACUCCCAAAUUCUGCAGCCCUCAUCAGUAGCAUAAGUUAAGUGAAUUGGCUUAUGUUUGGUUAUUUUGCACAACUGUAUAAUUUAGUAGGGAGGGAAGGCAGCACGGCAUAGGUGGAUCUCACCACAUCUCGGAAGAUAAGCAGAGUCAGUACUUGGAAGUGAGGCCACCGAGGGAUACUCUGCAAAGGUAGGCAAUGGCAAACCAUUUUAAAAUGUGCCUAGCUUUCAUUUGUCCCUCUGAGUGGCACUGUGUUACAGUCCCCAGGGUCUUGCCAGCCAUGGCCAAGGGCUGAAUAUAUGGGCGGGGAGAGAGGUGGGUGGCAAAAUGCGCCUUCCUCAUGUGACCCAGGUUAAUGGCUCCUGGGUCAUCUGUCCCCUCUAUGCCCCUUAGAUACGCCAUUGCACACACAACACACAUUUUGAGUUACGAGGAGGGGUACAAAUCUACGGUUGUAACUCAAGCCUGGCCCCAGCUGAGGGAUAUUCUGAUUAACUUCUCCUCUGGAUCUUGAGAUUUCCUCAGGGUUGGAUCCGCACAUUGCUGGAUAUUGUGCUGUUGUGAUCACAUCAUUGGCCUGACCUGGGUGGCACAGGCUAGCCCAAUCUCGUCAGAACUCAGAAGCUGGACAGAGGAUGAAAUUGCCGACCUGAGGUUGAGAAAUUCCUGGAGACUUGAGAGUGAACCUGGAAAGGGCAGGUCUGGGGAUGGAAAGGACCUCAGGAGCAGCAGUGGCGUAGGAGGUUAAGAGCUCGUGUAUCUAAUCUGGAGGAACCGGGUUUGAUUC